This is a messenger RNA of Colletotrichum lupini, 1344 nucleotides long. RefSeq lists its product as uncharacterized. The record is from RefSeq and is a predicted model, not a curated record. NCBI's taxonomy places the organism in Eukaryota, Fungi, Ascomycota, Sordariomycetes, Glomerellales, Glomerellaceae. The transcript is spliced from 15 exons. The coding region runs from base 1 to 1344 and encodes 447 amino acids.
AUGCUAUCCGGUAAGAAGGGGUCCAAGGGUCCAAAAACUGGGCUGUCUCAAGCAAUCAGGCGGCUAGCACCCGUCCUUCACUCUGGGUCGUCCGACAAUGCACAAUCUACUACAGUGGUUACUGUUUAUGCACAAUCUAACAAUGUUAUACAGAGGAUUCGGCGACGCCGCUCCAAGAAAUUCCCAGCAACAUUUCAAGAUAAAAGAUCAGGGAAUUUCCACACAGUCCUGAGGUUUGUGUUGGGAGCAUCAGACUACUUUCCAAUACUUCAACCCCAUAUUGAUCUCUAUGGCGCGGAGUUUGGCUUAGUUUUACAAACUCACGAUACACAGCUGAGUCGGUACAAUUCUCGAGUGCCACAUUUGUGUCCGGCAAAGGUGUCAUGGACACCGCCUGUUGCUAUGGACUCAUCCGUCGGUCUUCCAGAGCCCAGGCCCAGGCCGUCUUCCGUUUUCCCUCCUUCCGCAACUGAGACGGGCUUUGAAAGACCAAUAGGAAGUGUCUCCAGGGCCAAAUUACAGAGUCCCAUUGGCGGAAUUCUCUCCGGCUCGAGCUGGUCCCUUGACCCUCUGCUGCGCUGUUGCGUCACUAGGGGUCUAGGCCCUCUUGCCGGUAGCGAAAACGGACCUCUUAGUGCGUGGGCAACGUGUCAGCCAGAGGAGGAAGUUUGCAACAUGGUGCCCCGUAACACCUUGAGAGAACAUCUGUAUUUGGUAAGGCGGUAUCAGUGGGACAAGUGGGAUGAGAAGAACGAGGGAGAAGGGUGGUUUGAUUUGCACAGUGGCCCCGGCUUCGUUCUCGUCGCAUUUCCCAGCGAAAGAGGAUCACGUAGACCAAGCCCGAAGAGAAGAACCUUGAGCAAUCUCUUCCUUUACUUGCUGACAUGUAACAUCAUGCAAGGAACCCAGUCUGUCCUGAAACAAAAGUUACAGCAGCUUGGACCCUAUGCCAGCUUAGGUGCCUUGGUUCAAGAAGUGCCAAGGACUACACCUUGCUAUUCUCUCCACUUUGCUGGGAUCAAGAAGAUGUUGCUGCCAGCAGUUUUGAUUACCUUCCAGUUGAAAAGAUGCCACGAUACAGGAUUUCCUAUCGUCAAGGUCCUUGGAAAAAGAAACAUUUCAAAAAACUUCAUGCUCCAUCUUCUGUUCAAUAGCAUAAUCAAGGAAGCAGUAAUGUUUGUUGUCGUGUUUGUUGGAGGCAGACGGAUGAAAGUGCAAUCCGCGUUGAAACUUCAAUUGAUAGAGGAACCAAUGCAAUUCCAGAAGCAGCUGAUGGAAUACAGUAGUGUGUCAGAGGCCUUUAACAUCAUGCCAGUGUUCCUAUCACUCUACUUCAUCAACUAA